CCAGGCACCAUGGCGUAUGCCUCGAGUCACUUACCUAACCCAUCUUUCACCCCCAUCUUCUAUUUCUGCCUCAACCCCACUUCUAAAAAAGAACCCCAUCUCUCUCGGCCCCCUCUCCCCCUCACACCCCACCCCCUUGAUCUACUCCCUCCUCCAUCAAAAUCCUUAGAUCCGAGCUCCCCAAGCUUUCUUGAGCUUUCUACGACUAUCCCAUACUAUGAAUGGAGCGGCAUUGCUCACGAACUAUCUUAUCGAUGUAUGCAUCUAGAACCUUGCCUCAGGCAAGUUGCAAUUCAAUCUACUCACAUUGGUCGGCGUUUUCUUGCUUGUGCAAAGGAGAAGGCAAAAGAAAAGUGCUGCUAUCUGGAGUGGAUAGACCCUGAGUGGUCCGUUGCUAUGCAGUUUUGUAUAGGUCAAUUGUGGAGCAUGCAUGACAAAGAAAACGAUGACAGAAUCAGAGAAAAUCUAAAGUUGGGUGAAGAAAAUAGGAAGAUGGGGGAAGAGCUUCGAUUUUUCAAACAUGAUUUUGCAAAAUUGGUGGCUGACAAAGAGGAGGCUAUUAAUCAGCUUGGCAGUGCUAGGUUGGCUAUCGGUGAUCUGAAAAAGGAGAUUGAGAAGAAGAAGUUAGCACACCAUUAUUCCACCAAUCUACAUGAGGUACUCAGGGCGAAGGCAGAGAAGGAGAGGGACCAGCUUGUGCUAGAGAGAGACCAAAUGAAGGAAGAGAAGAAAAAGCUGGAGUGCAUCAUUGCUGAUAUGAUGAAAGAAAACAAUGGCUAUAAGGACAAGGUCAAGAAGUUGAAGGAAAUUUGUGAUGAAUUUUAAGUUGAACUAUCCAGUACUACAAUUUGUAUUCAAUUAUCCAGUAGUAUCGAACUAUCUGUGAACCUAUUGUUGUCAAACUAUGUA
Messenger RNA from Hordeum vulgare subsp. vulgare (domesticated barley), 909 nucleotides. RefSeq lists its product as uncharacterized. The record is from RefSeq and is a predicted model, not a curated record. NCBI's taxonomy places the organism in Eukaryota, Viridiplantae, Streptophyta, Magnoliopsida, Poales, Poaceae. Gene Ontology annotation, molecular function: zinc ion binding. Bases 10 to 825 code for a protein of 271 amino acids. The transcript is spliced from 3 exons.